AAGCUUUGCCUCAUCAGAUGGUUAUUGCUUCACAAGUAACUAAGUAAGAGUGCUUUGUUUUUGCUUUUUUUAGCAGCAUAGGAUCCAACAACUUUGGAAAUUCUCUUUGGCAAGUAGUACUUAGUUCCGAGUUGUCAUAUCCAUUUUGCUUAUCUUUACGAGAUAUUGUUGAUGAUCUAGACAUUCUCUGCUGUGAACACUCGAAAGUGGGACUGGAAUUGAAACCUUGGCUGAACUAGGGCAAUAAUCCAUUAGAUACUCAAUCAACUCAUGAUGUCAGAAUACAUAAUGAAAGACAUCAGAACAGCGAAACAGAAACGAACUUAACCAAAAAUAACUAUAGGAAACUCCAUUACUGAUAUCUUGGCGAAGAAUGAGUCUUUUGGUCAUUAGAGCCUAGAGGUGCUCCAUCACUUGGUAAAAAUAGGGAGGGAGAUCAUGCAGAUAAAGAUCGAUAAUUGUAGUCGGGCUAGCUGCUGAUGAACUAAAUUGAGGUAUGUUUUCUAAUGUCAGAAAUAGCUACACCUUUUCCCUUUUGUUUUCUACCCUCUUGACGUGGUAAAGCAUUCAUAAUUUCAUCCUUUCCAUUAAAUAAAGGGGACAGGGUGAUGGGUGAGACAUGUUAAAGACUAUGUAAUACAUGUAUGCACGCUGGAAGCAAAAUAAUGGUGUUGAAUGCUCAAAAUAAUUGCAACUUGCAAGUAUGGAAUCUACAUGUUUACAAUUUACAGCUAGUAAGUGAUAUCUGGCAAACUAUUGUUAUUUUUUCUCUUUUCUUACUAAUCAUGUACUUUAAUCAAAUACAGUUUACUAGAACUUCAUAUAGGCACGAAAUUGAAGCAACCAACUUGAAAAUGAUGUGCCCUGUGAUCAGUUGAACCGAAGUUGAAAUUCGUGUCUUGUGGACUGAGUCCCUUUGGACGUGUUCUUCAAUACACAAUCUGCUUGACUAUUCUAGCAUCUCUGCUUUAUACUGUAUUAUGUAUGCUACUACUUGCUUUUACAUACUUAACGUCUUCCUUUUUUCUUUGGAAAGGAGAGAUGUAAUCGCAGGCAUCACCCUCUCUGCAAUUAAAAUGUAAAAUGUUUAGUAGUGCUAUAUUUGAUUGCUUUUUGUAAUACCUUCUCCCAAAUGUACAAUACUACAUAAAUUAUCAAUUUCAGAAUUUGACCAAGUCUUCCCUUCUAAAACAAUUAAAAAAAAGACGGCUACCUUGGGAAAUCAUCAUCAUCAUCAUCAUCAUCAUCAUAAUAAUAAUAAUAAUAAUAAUAAUACUCCUAAGAUAAUUGUGGAAUCUGCCUCUGUCAUCAUCGUUAUUAUAUCCAGGGAAUAUCGUCCAAACUUUAGCUUCUUGGUUGGCUCUUAUGAGUUGAUUAUGUCUUCCGUUGAGGUCAUCGUUAAGGAGUAGUAGUAGCCCCCCUCUUUUCCUUCUGUUGGGACUUGGGAGUCUUUUCUCAAAAAUUGGCCUUAGAAUAUAAUUUGGUCAGCGGGAGAUAACAUAAAAGAGUUUUGCCAGAAAAGAGAGGGAUGUCAAGUAGUGGAAGGAAUUUGUAUGGGGGGUUGAAUCAGAAGAUAGACUAUGUGUUCAAGGUGGUGCUGAUAGGAGAUUCAGCGGUGGGAAAAUCGCAGCUACUGGCUCGCUUUUCUCGGAAUGAGUUCAGCAUAGACUCCAAGGCCACCAUUGGCGUCGAGUUCCAAACUCGUACCCUUGUCAUUGACAACAAGACUGUGAAGUCCCAGAUCUGGGAUACUGCCGGCCAGGAGAGGUACAGAGCAGUGACAAGUGCUUACUAUAGAGGUGCUGUAGGGGCAAUGCUGGUUUACGACAUUACCAAACGCCAGACAUUCGAUCAUGUCUCCCGUUGGUUGGAGGAGUUGCGCGGCCAUGCUGAUAAGAACAUUGUCAUUAUUCUUAUAGGCAACAAAACUGAUCUGGGUUCCCUCAGAGCUGUAAGCCUCGAGGACGCUAAAGAGUUUGCUGAGAGGGAAGGCCUUUUCUUCUUGGAAACCUCUGCUCUUGAGGCUCUUAAUGUUGAAACUGCCUUUCUUACUGUUCUUACGGAGAUAUAUCGCGUUAUCAGCAAGAAAACCCUUGUUGCUAAUGAUGAAGCUGAUGCUGCAGGUACUUCUAACCUCCUCUCCGGCAAGCAUAUUGUUCUUACUGGGCAGGGCCAAACAUCUGUUGGAGGAAAAUACAGCUGUUGCAUGUAUUCAUGAUCUGAUCUCUUUCCCCUUCUCCAUUGCCUAUUUUACGUUUGUCCCGUACAAGGCUACAACCAUACAGACUAUGUCUUCUCUUUUGGCCCUCCUGAUGUCCUCUGUAUGAUCAGUUUCUGCCGGAACCUGCAGUGCUCAUUUACCAAAGACAUUUCACAGAAAUACUAUGAUGUUUAUUUUAGGGGACUUUUUUUCCUCUUUCAUCCCUUUUUAUUUUAUUUUUGGAUCUGACAAUUUUGUAGAGUUGUAGACCAUGAAUUGAUGAAACAUGUAAUGGGAAGAUGAUUUAUGUGAAUAAAUUUAUGUAUUCGCGUCCAGUACCCCUCCCGUUCCA
Beta vulgaris subsp. vulgaris (sugar beet) is the source of this 2552-nucleotide messenger RNA. Its product is annotated as ras-related protein RABA4d. Lineage: Eukaryota; Viridiplantae; Streptophyta; Magnoliopsida; Caryophyllales; Amaranthaceae. Bases 1529 to 2218 code for a protein of 229 amino acids. Gene Ontology annotation, cellular component: endosome. The transcript has 2 exons. Gene Ontology annotation, molecular function: GTP binding; GTPase activity. The record is from RefSeq and is a predicted model, not a curated record.